Molecule: messenger RNA, 258 nt
Organism: Clunio marinus
Lineage: Eukaryota; Metazoa; Arthropoda; Insecta; Diptera; Chironomidae
Source: the annotation of a GenBank genome assembly
AUGGUGACAUGUACCGCUGAGACUUCAACUAACACAAUGCGAACAGGGAUGUCGAUAAAAAAAUUCUCGAAACAAGCAGCUCUUGAAUUCGUGAAUGUAAAACGUCAACGUGAUGUUAGUUUGGUUUUUGCAAAUGAAUUUUUAAUGCAUGCUUUCACCCAUUCGGAAUGGCAGCAGUUGUUGGUUGUUAUAACAAGUGAAGAAACAAAAGAAUAUAUGGACAGAAUGAAGUUUCGUGAUGAAUUUUCUACUCAUUAG